Iphiclides podalirius (scarce swallowtail) is the source of this 492-nucleotide messenger RNA. The record is from the annotation of a GenBank genome assembly. Lineage: Eukaryota; Metazoa; Arthropoda; Insecta; Lepidoptera; Papilionidae.
AUGGUGCUAACUGGUCUUUCCCACCUUAACGUUGUUGACAGCUUAAGCUCGGGCCAUUACGGCGACAAACGCAAUCGAACUUGCAACAGUUUGAAAUCAGAAAACAUACUUCUCAAUCUGUGCAAAGCGUGCGAAACGAACAUGGCGUCCAUUCCUCCAUCGGCAUUUUCCGCCGGACGCAUCCGCGAAGCCGAGCGCAAUAUGAAGAUAUCAAACAUUGACAAAGGAAAUCCAUCUUCAAAAGUUUUCAAUAUUAAUGCUACGGAACUGACUCCGUUAAAGUAUAACAGCAAAUUAAUGAACAGCAUCUGGGGUUUCUACAACCGUUAUUCGCCCCAUAACGUCAAGAAAGUCAAUGACGUAUUUUCUUUUAAUGCGGAAUUGCAGCAAUCAGCUGUCAAUUCCUCUACUAAGAACGACCCGAAAAUCGUUUUAUCCAAAGCGAAACUAGACAAUAUGUGGGCGACCAUUAAUGUUUCGCAGUCACAAAUA